Pseudomassariella vexata is the source of this 390-nucleotide messenger RNA. RefSeq lists its product as uncharacterized. The transcript has 2 exons. Lineage: Eukaryota; Fungi; Ascomycota; Sordariomycetes; Amphisphaeriales; Pseudomassariaceae. Bases 1 to 390 code for a protein of 129 amino acids. The record is from RefSeq and is a predicted model, not a curated record.
AUGUGCCACGGACACCCUCACUACCACACCUGCUCUCACACGUCAGUGAAAUGGCUGUAUUGCCCAGAAGCCAGCUUCGAUCUCGAAACUGGAUACGAGACUCCGUGCUCGAAUCCGAUAUACUCGACACCCCAACCCUCCAACGCCGACUGUCCACUUCAGAAUUGCCACUUCAAGACACUGAGAGGUUGCUGGACUUGCUGCGUGUGCGGAAACAACGCCAACACUCAAGGCUGGUGUAACGGCGUAAAAGCGGCCGACCCGUCCAAGGGUAGCUGGACUCCAGUGGGAGUGGAACCACGAGCCUGGGAUACUUGUGGCCAUGGGGCUUGCCACCAAUGCAUCAGAAAUGGUGAGAGGAUUUGCCGGGAUCACCGUGCGGUAGUUUGA